CGUGCACACGCACACACACACACACACACACACACACACACACAUUUACCCACCCACACACACUCUAAACUCAAGCUAAGAAUUUAGAAGACUGCACCAUGGAUCUGCAGGCACAGGUUGAGGAGAUCUCGUCAAAGGCCAAAUUCGGAGACCUCAUCGAGUUCUCGUGCCCGAUCGGCUACUCGCACUGGGGCUUGUACUACGAAGAUGGCUAUGUGUUGCACUUUGGCGUGACAGACGAGACGCAGCUCAUGAACAACUUCCGCAGCGCUCUGCAAAGCGCCUUCCCCAUGGCCGGUGAUAUGCUCAUGGGCGUGACCCGCAUUCGCCGGGUGCCAAUGGGCGAGGUCAAUCUCCCCAAAGGCGUCCGCGUCCUCAUCAGCAACAACCGGCAUGCUUUCAAGCCGUCGUCGCCCGAGGAGAUGAGGCGACGCUUCGACGCCCUGAAGGACGUGGAGCUGCCUUACAACUUUCUCUCCAUGAACUGCGAGCAUUUUGUCACAUUUGUGCGUUACGGGAAAGCCAUCUGCAACCAGAUUCUCACCAAGCCCCAAAAUAGAGAGACCAAGUCAGCCACCAGAAUCUUACGGGACAUCGUUGACUCUAAAAACCCUUCCUAACCACACACACACAUACAAUGUUGUGUAGCAUUAUGAAAAUAGAAGAUCAUAUCAAGUCAUAUUAGGAAAUCUGCUGUCUUAAAAAAUUAAAUGAAUACUUUUCUAAACGGCGAGGCAAUGAGCCAUCAGCUCCAGCAGACGGCGCUGUGGUGAGUAAAAGCUCGCCGUGUUCCUGCUUUUUAAUGACUAUUACCGCCACCUACAGGACUGGAGUGGAACAAUGAAGUACGCAUAGGCUUGUUUGGCCUUGACGGAGGUUCUGGCUGUCUAAAAUAUAAAGAUAUACUCGUUUGUAUUGACUGUCACAGAUUUGUGCACCUAAUAAAGUUGCCAAUGUGUACAUAAAAA
Messenger RNA from Syngnathus typhle (broad-nosed pipefish), 968 nucleotides. RefSeq names its product phospholipase A and acyltransferase 2-like. Gene Ontology annotation, biological process: N-acylphosphatidylethanolamine metabolic process. Bases 99 to 620 code for a protein of 173 amino acids. The transcript is spliced from 4 exons. Gene Ontology annotation, molecular function: glycerophospholipid phospholipase A1 activity; A2-type glycerophospholipase activity. Lineage: Eukaryota; Metazoa; Chordata; Actinopteri; Syngnathiformes; Syngnathidae. Gene Ontology annotation, cellular component: cytoplasm. The record is from RefSeq and is a predicted model, not a curated record.